This is a messenger RNA of Macrobrachium nipponense, 2623 nucleotides long. Its product is annotated as hemocyanin B chain-like. The transcript is spliced from 3 exons. The coding region runs from base 413 to 2476 and encodes 687 amino acids. Gene Ontology annotation, molecular function: oxidoreductase activity. The record is from RefSeq and is a predicted model, not a curated record. NCBI's taxonomy places the organism in Eukaryota, Metazoa, Arthropoda, Malacostraca, Decapoda, Palaemonidae.
AAGUACAUCACUCUCCAUAGGAACAACUAUAUGAUUAGAAAGCUGAUCACUAAAAGUGCUAGUAAAAACGAUUAAAGCUGAGCAUGACAAAUCUUCAAGUCAAGAACUAAUGAAAGACCUGUCAUUAAAACAUGCUUUCUGAAGUGGGAUCAUCUAGGCUAGGGUAAUGUUCUAUAGUUAUCAUCGUUUGUCCUCAGUUUGUCUUACAAGUAGAUACUUACUACAGAACUUAACGCGAAUCGAAAAGAAGCUGAAAGACUCGAGCGAAGAGAGAUAACAGAAGCCGGCAACGAUUUUAUCAAUGUCUACGGCCUAUGGAGAUAAUUUCAAGUGGCAUUAAGACUGGCUGGGCUGUGAUGAAAAAACUAGUGGGUAUAUAAGGGCCCCGAUUUCCCUGGUCCGGCACAGCACAAUGAAGGUGUUUGUCUUGUGCGCUCUGUUGGCUGCUGCCGCCGCCUGGCCCAGCUUGGACUUUGGGAGCCACUCACUGGAUGGCUUUCAGGGCGAUGCUUCAGAUGUUCCAGUGGCUAAGAGACAACAGGAUGUGAACCAUCUACUCUGGAAAGUAUAUGACCACCUACACUUUGAUGACUUGAAAGGAUAUGCUGAAAGCUUUGAUCCUGAGGCUGACACCUCUAUGUACAAGGAUGGAGGUGAAGCUGUGCACCAUCUUGUCAAGGAACUGAAGGAUCACAGACUUUUGGAGCAGCACCACUGGUUCUCUCUUUUCAAUGAACGCCAGAGGGAAGAAGCUCUGAUGCUUUUCGAUGUACUCAUGCAGUGCAAGACUUGGGAUUGCGCAGUACACAAUGCAGCAUACUGGCGAGAGCGCAUGAAUGAAGGAGAGUUUGUGUAUGCCCUUUACACUGCUGUCAUUCACUCUGAUCUUGGACAUGGCAUUGUUCUCCCCCCACUUUAUGAAGUUACUCCUCACAUGUUCACAAACAGUGAAGUUAUCCAGAAAGCUUACACUGCCAAGAUGACCAAUACCCCAGGUAGCUUCCAUAUGGAGUUCACUGGUACCAAAAAGAACAAGGAACAACGUGUGGCCUACUUUGGAGAGGACAUUGGCAUGAAUGUGCACCACGUCACUUGGCACAUGGAUUUCCCCUUCUGGUGGGAAGACAAAUAUGGACAUCACUUGGACCGCAAGGGAGAACUCUUCUUCUGGGUACAUCAUCAGCUGACUGUGCGCUUUGAUUCUGAGCGUCUCUCCAACUACCUGGAUAUGGUGGACGAACUUCACUGGGAAAAAUCAAUUGAAGAAGGUUUCGCCCCACACACUGUAUACAAAUAUGGUGGUGAAUUCCCAGCUCGCCCAGACCACAUUCACUUUGAAGACGUUGAUGAUGUUGCUAGAGUCCGUGACAUGAUUAUCAUGGAAAGACGCAUCCGUGAUGCUAUUGCCCAUGGAUAUAUUACUGACAAGGAUGGUAAAAUCAUCGACAUCAUGAAUGACAAGGGAAUUGACAAACUUGGUGACAUUAUUGAAUCCUCUAUGUACAGUCCUAAUGUUCAGUAUUAUGGUGCACUCCAUAACUUGGCUCACAUUAUGCUUGGUCGUCAAGGUGAUCCCCAUGGAAAAUACAACAUGCCCCCAGGUGUUAUGGAACACUUUGAAACAGCCACUCGUGAUCCUACAUUCUUCAGACUUCAUAAAUAUAUGGAUAAUAUCUUUAAGGAACACAAGGAUUCACUUACUCCAUACACUCAUGAGGACUUGGAUUUCCCUGGAAUUGAUGUAGAAAGCAUUGCAGUGAAGGGACCUCUUCGAACUUAUUUUGAAGAUUAUGAGUUUGACCUGCGAAAUGCUGUAGACAGUGCUGCAGGCAUUGCUGAUGUGGAACUAAAGGCACAUGUUGCUCGUCUUAAUCACCACGACUUCUCCUUUGUUGCUGACAUCAACAACAACAAUGGCAAUGAAGUAGUUGCUACUUUCCGUCUGUAUCUGUGUCCAGAUUAUGACAAUACUGGCGAGAAAUUUGAUUAUGACGAUGGUCAUUGGCACUGCAUUGAAAUGGACAAGUUCUGGAAGAAAUUGUCUCCUGGGGCUAACCACAUUGAAAGGAAGUCAAGCGAAUCGGCAGUCACAGUUCCAGACGUACCAAGCUUCCAGUCUCUUAUUGAUGCUGCUGACAGUGGCAGCUUCGACAUGCACGAAUUCGAAAGGGCUUGCGGAAUUCCCAACAGGAUGCUCCUGCCCAAGGGUAAGAAGGACGGCAUGGACUUCUCACUCUUCUUGGCUGUCACAGACGGUAGCUACGACCUCACUCAUCCUGAUGUAGAUUCAGAGCAUGGCGGCACUCACGCUCACUGCGGUGCUCACGGAGAAGUCUACCCAGACAAGCGCCCCAUGGGCUUCCCUCUGGAUCGCAAGAUUCCCGACAGGCGCGUCUUUGAUGAAACCACUAACAUUAAAUUCAGUCACGUGAAAGUAUAUCAUGAUGACAGCAAACUCACCACUGUAGGACAUUAAAUGACCCAAGAAAAAUAUCUUAAUGUUUUAACUGGAGGAAUUGAACUUUCAAUCAUUUGAUGUCCCUAUUUUCUCAACUUAGUAUUUUUAAUCAAUUUUGGUUCCAAACUUAAUGCAAAAAUGAAGAAAUAAAAUUCAUCAGUAACA